UCCACACACACAGCCUUCAGCGGCCCGUCAGUUAAGAUGGCGACGGUGAUGCAGAGGCAGCGCUCGCGCAGAAAACUGGCUGCUCUCACCUUCCUCUCCAACAUCUCGCUGGAUGGCACACACCGAGACACCAAGCUGUCACAAUAUGGCCGAGGGGGCUUCUUGGGGAAGACGCCGGCGGAGCUGAGGGCGGACGUCCAGGGGGACCGGAACGACAAGGAGAACCAAGUGGUGUCGCCCCAGAGGCAGGCGGACCCCACCACGGCCUCUUCCUGCUUCCCCGACGGCCACAUCCUCGUUGGGGAGGCUCCUGACGCCCCUCAGCCGGAUAGACAGUUGGCUAUACAGUUCCGUGACAGGACCAAUACUAACAAUUCAGAACUUGGGGAGCGGGCUGGAGGAUUGCGGAAGCGUACAGCACACCACCACCAUCUGUCUUUGGUGGAGAAACCCCAAUGCUUUAGUAGUAAUGAAAGCUUAGGUGGUCCAUUUCCCAGCAUUGGCGGAGGGCAUAUCAGAAAAUUGUCUAGUAGUGUGUCUGAAUCUUCGGGUCCACCAAGCAAGGAGGUCAAGUUUAUGAAGAGAGCACACGAUCUGCAGAUUCGGGAUGAGCGAGUUGUGUUGCUGUCGUCACACAAAAUUCCUUUCUAUAUUUUCUCUGCCUUGCCGUACAACAAGUCUAAAUUGGGAGGGCGAAAUGAUCAUGGACGAGGCGAGAGCGGACGCAGACGUCAUGCUUCAGGAAACCGAACGCUUUCCACAAUUAGUGAUAAUGCAGAUCCUUCUUAUUUAUUAGGCUUUGACCGCAGUGAUGAAUGUCGGGAGGUGUCUUACUGUGAGCUGUUAGUACCAUCUCGUAGUUUCUUCUGCAAGCCUCGACGUCAACAGUCUGAGCACAUAGAGCUUAGUGAUACCACUGACCGUUGCAUGCAUCCUGGGGUAGCUCGGUGCUUUAGCUACGAGCCUGCUACUCACAAGGCCACGGCACACUAUGUCCCCCACUCCCCACAUGGUCAUGUUGAGAAAGUGUUAACCAAAGGGCAUUACUGCCACUUGAGCCGUCGUUGUGUGAGUGCGUGUGUCAACCUAAAGGCUGAUGUUGCAACAAGCCUUAGCAGUAUCAGUUUUAAAUUUGGCAGUGGAUAUGAAUUAGAUGACUGGCGUUGCAUUCCAAGUGUUCAUGCAGCAAGUAUGCAGUAUAUGCCCAAUAUGUUGGAUGACCCUGAACUACGUGCUGGCAAACAUCGCAAAUUGUUGCGCUUUCCUUCAUAUAUGACCUCUGUCAUGGACUAUACCAAACCGUCAGAAUUGAAAAAGGAAUUAAAUGAUAAGUUUCGUAGUAAAUUUCCACACAUACAGCUGACCCUUAGUAAACUGCGCAGUAUAAAGCGAGAAAUGUUGAAAAUUGCCCGCCAAGAAUGCGACAUAGAUUUACUGACAGUAGCGCAAGCUUAUGUUUACUUUGAGAGGUUAAUCCUCAAAACAAUUGUUAAUAAGCAGAAUCGUAAGCUUAUAGCAGGAGCCUGUCUCAUUCUGUCUGCCAAGAUGAAUGAUGUGAAGGGUGAAGCACUAAGCACUCUAAUAGAGAAAACGGAGAGUACCUUUCGCCUAAAUCGCCGUGAGUUAACUCAGUGGGAGUUUGCGGCCUUGGUUGCCUUGGAGUUUGGCCUACACUUGCCAACGUGGCAGGUUAAUCCUCAUUACCAAAGGCUUCUAUUUGAAUCGUGACGAAAACAUGGCACAGGAAACCCUGCGGUUACUGUUUGAAAUGUUGAUAUGUGAAUACAUUUUCUGUUUUAAUAUUAACCUUUAGGCAGUGUUUUAAAGUAAGUUAUCCCAUUUCAUUUUAUAAUCAUUGGACCAUGUAUACCCUUUACUUGCUAAUGUUGGCACUCGCCAAUGUAACACAAUACACUGUUAGGUUUUCACAUUAAAUCCUGUAAAACAAGGUUUCAUUGUCUUGAAGGUUUCAUCAUAAAUUUUAUCUAAAACACUGCUGGCUCUUGAUACAUUUUUAAUUUAUACAUAAAUGGGUUUGUAUGUCAGACGUGUGCAUUUGUGUACACUUUUUUUUAUGCCGCAUUUUUUUGUUUUGUUUACAACAGUGCAAAUUUCAGUGUUAUGUAAAUAAAAUUUAGAAUGUAAGGUUGCAGUGAAUUGUACUUAUUAUACAUUGGAUAUUUUGAUUACAUUUCAAUGCAUGAAAGUUUUAUAUCAUAGUAUAGUGAUUAUUUAUUUAAAAAAUUAUUGAUACUCUACUAGAACAUUGUAAUCUUGAAGUAUUAAUCAUUUCAUUAUAUUAUGGCAUAAACUAGUGAAUAUAAUGAGCCAGUAUCUCUCUCUCUCUUGAUAAUGUCAGGGAAUGAGGAUGAAAUCUCAGAUGGUAUAUUAUUUAUCGGCUAUGUGCAGUUAACACAUUUUUGUGAGAGUUAGAGUAUGUGGUGUGCUUACGCAGCUCUUUAGCUGAAGAUUGUUCUUAACGGUCAGGAAAAUUUUGUUGUAUUUGUACUGCUUAAACAUUCCUAAAUAUUCUUGACAGACAAAUUAUUAGGAAUUAAAGUAACACACACUUCACAUCAGCUUAAUAUGUAUAUAUAUGUAUGUGUGUAUAUAUAUAUAUAUAUAAAUAUAUAUAUAUAUAUAUAUAAUAUUGAUAGCGAAGGAUUGACAGACAUUUUAGUUUUUUAUUACUCAUGAAUUCAUACCUCAGAGUAUUAAUGUUUGUUCUUAUUUGUGUUGAAUUCAUUUUCUGAAGACAUUUUAUUGCUUUUCAUGCAAUAUGAGCAGAAGGAAGGGGCAAUGUUCUUUUUAUCUUUAAUUACAAUUAUAGGCCUAGACUUAUUUCAUUCCUCAUGUAACAUUGCUUAACAAAUACAGAACACUAAUAGCAGUUGAUUAUGCUGAAGAAUUGAAUAAAAUAGAAUCAACUUGAUAAUGGGUUUAGUCAUAUUUACUAACAAAUCCACAAGAGCAGUGAUGAGCAGUUU
Molecule: messenger RNA, 2987 nt
Organism: Procambarus clarkii (red swamp crayfish)
Lineage: Eukaryota; Metazoa; Arthropoda; Malacostraca; Decapoda; Cambaridae
Source: RefSeq, a predicted model, not a curated record